This is a messenger RNA of Syzygium oleosum, 1719 nucleotides long. RefSeq names its product UPF0481 protein At3g47200-like. The transcript has 2 exons. Bases 271 to 1590 code for a protein of 439 amino acids. NCBI's taxonomy places the organism in Eukaryota, Viridiplantae, Streptophyta, Magnoliopsida, Myrtales, Myrtaceae. The record is from RefSeq and is a predicted model, not a curated record.
CCUUUUGCUUCGUUGUCCCGCUCUUCUUUGAAUUGAGUCCCAGGACCGCUCCAGCUUAGCAGCAAUUCGACUGUCGAGUGGGGUGCUUCUGGUGCGUGUGUUUUCGUCUUGAGGGACUCCAGAAAUGAGAUGACCGCGUCUCGGAGUUUCACUGCCAUGAAGGUCGCGCGCGUGUCGGAAUUCAGACCGCGGCUGGCGUGACAAAGCCACGAUGUUCGAGCACCAUCACUAGAAGAAAGCCAAGACUAAGAAUCAUCCAUAUAAACACAAAUGUCGGAUUCUCUCCACAGCCAAACUGCCGGGAGCGGUUGUUAUUCCGAUCAUGCGAUCAAUGUUGGAACUACCGAGGGUAGUAUUGCGACUGGGAUAGGUUUUUGCAUCUUUAGAGUGCCUCAAUGCCUGUUCGAGAGCAAUCAGAGUGCGUUCCAGCCUAACAUGGUCCCCAUCGGCCCCUACCACCACGGAAAGCCGCAGUUUCAAAAGAUUCAAGAGCACAAGCGGCGAUUCUCCAUCGAUCUGAUCAAUCGAGCCAACCAAGGAAGGGACAAGCUAAGGCACUUCGCUGAGGCUUUAAAACCAAUGGAAGAGAAGAUAAGAAACUGUUAUUCCGAGGCCUUAGCUUUCGACAGCGAUGAGCUCAUUGGGAUGAUGGUACUGGAUGGUUGCUUCAUCAUUGAACUGUUCUGCAAGUCCUACGGUAAAUUGGCAGGCCACACCGAUCCAGGGUAUGACCCCUUACUGACCCAGCCCUGGGUGUUGCCUUUCCUCAUGCGGGAUCUUGCCAAACUUGAGAACCAGAUUCCUUGGUUCGUUCUUAAAGCUCUGUUCGAUCUGACGGUGGGGUCCUGGAAUGAGAGCCAUCCUUCUCUAUCCAAGCUCGCCUUAAGUUGCUUCAACCGCACGUUUCACAGACCAGACGCAGACGCCGUCUUGACAAAGUACUCCGAUUGGGAAGGAGAACAUCUGCUUAAUUUCCUCCGUUUGACUAUCAACCCGGAUUCUCCAGAAACAAAACAAAGACCAAACAAACACCUUCACCUGAUCCAGCCCGCGACUAAGCUCCACCUGGCAGGAAUUAAGUUCAAGCGGACCCAUUGUGAAAGCUUCAUGGACAUCAAAUUCAGCAAUGGUGUCCUGGAAAUUCCAGGACUUCGAUUCGAUGACAUCCUGAGUUCUCUCUUCCUCAAUUUCAUUGCAUUUGAGCAGUGCCACAGGGGCUCCUCCAAGCAUGUCACAGCUUAUGCCACUUUCAUGGCUUGCCUCCUUAACACACCGGCAGAUGUCGGGUUCCUGUGUGACCGCAUGAUCAUCGAGAAAUAUUUUGGCACAUAUCAGCAAAUUGCCCAUUUCUUCAGCAACAUCGGGAAAGAUGUUGUGUUCGACAUCCGCAGGAACUAUUUAUCUCAGGUGUUCCAGGAUGUGAAUGCGUACAGCGAGAAGGACUGGCGAGUGCGUUGGGCCGGCUUCAAGAACACCUACUUCAGCACGCGGUGGUCUCUCAUAUCAGCUGUAGCAGCAUUCAUACUUCUUGUUCUCAUGACAAUUAAGUCUUUCUUUGCUGUGUAUGCUUAUUAUCGACCUCCUUCAUGAUUUCCAUCAUUAGUAAUGUUAACCCUGUAUAUUCAUUUUGAACAAUAUGUUUAAGGGGUGAAACUCUUACUGCAUAUAAUUCUUAGAGUUUAUGAGACUAGAAUGAGUUGCAGCUCAAUGAAUGACUCA